AUGGACAUGAGUGGGAUGGACUCGUCCUCCUCCUCUUCUUCCUCGACUAUGUCAAUGUCGAUGGUUUUCGCCAAUUCUCAUACGACCCCUCUCUACUCCUCGCAAUGGACCCCCUCCUCCAGUGGCUCCUACGCUGGCACCUGCAUUUUUCUUAUUGUCCUUGCCAUUAUCGGCCGAUUGCUCGUUGCAUUCAAGGCCUUCAUGGAGCAGCGCUGGCUUAGCGCUCACCUCAAACGCCGUUACAUUGUCGUUGCAGGGAAGACCUCUGAGGCCGGACGCAUCGACACCGAUCCAGAUGCGAAAACAGGCAGUUUGUUAACUGCGCAAGGUGUGGAAGAGUCGGUCAGGGUGGUCUACCGUGCAACUCAGGAGCCUCUACCUUGGAGAUUCAGCGUUGAUCUUCCCAGAGCGUUGAUCUUUCUCUGUAUUACAGGCGUUUCGUAUCUACUAAUGCUGGCGGUAAUGACCAUGAAUGUGGGGUAUUUCUGCUCUGUGCUCGCAGGUGCUUUCCUUGGAGAGCUUGCCGUGGGACGAUUCAUCCAAUGGAACGAGGUGCAUGGACAUUAA
This is a messenger RNA of Aspergillus ochraceoroseus IBT 24754, 567 nucleotides long. RefSeq names its product copper transporter family protein. The transcript is spliced from 2 exons. Gene Ontology annotation, cellular component: plasma membrane. The record is from RefSeq and is a predicted model, not a curated record. Gene Ontology annotation, molecular function: copper ion transmembrane transporter activity. The coding region runs from base 1 to 567 and encodes 188 amino acids. NCBI's taxonomy places the organism in Eukaryota, Fungi, Ascomycota, Eurotiomycetes, Eurotiales, Aspergillaceae. Gene Ontology annotation, biological process: intracellular copper ion homeostasis; copper ion transmembrane transport.